This is a messenger RNA of Nothobranchius furzeri (turquoise killifish), 2520 nucleotides long. Lineage: Eukaryota; Metazoa; Chordata; Actinopteri; Cyprinodontiformes; Nothobranchiidae. The record is from RefSeq and is a predicted model, not a curated record.
CUUUUUCUAAGAUGUAAACAGCGCUUCGAGUUUAAAAACGAAGAUAUUUCUCCGACCACCUCGUGAGCUGGUGAACUACGUCCCAUGAAUCAAUCUCUUCAUUUGUAAAUGUGGAAUCUGCUGGGUAAGGUCACAGAAAGCUGGUGUCAGUCUCAGCAGUCUUCGAGCAAGGAUAUGGGAGAUACCCUGGACAGUCUCUAGUCAGCCUAACAUGCACAUGUUUGGUCUGUGGACGGACAAUGGAGAAAACCUAAUGGCCAAUGACCAAAAGAGAGGACAUGUAAAAACUCAUCAUGUCCCGUUUGCCUGUGAUAACCAAGAGGGUUCUCACCAGCAGCAACUCUGAGAACUCUCAUCACUUGGCACCUGCUCCGAAGAAGGUGCGCAGAGAGCAAGAGCCACAAAGAUGUCCGACAGCUGUAACCGUGAUAGGAGACAAACGCCCUCCAGUUGCAUCAGGAAGAGCUUCUCUUUAUAAAUCGGUGAGAGGUGCAGGAGCUGCUACCGUGGCUGCUGGUCCUUCCAGAGCUGUCCAGAAGGUGCCCACAGCUUCGACUGCUCCUAAAGGUGCAGCCAAACCGCCCGCUGCCACUAAAGCAGGUGGGACCGGGGCUCCGAGGAGACAAGCGUGGGACCUGAAGGGCAAGGUCAGCGACAUGGAGGGCAAGAUCCGCAACUACCAGACCAAGGUCCGGUCUGUGAACGAGGAGAAUGAGCUCCUGAAAGGCUCCGUGGCCCAGAGCCGCAACCGACUGUCUGACCUGGAGAGAGAGGUGGAGAGUCAGAAGAGCAAAAUCUGUGGGUAUGAAGUGGAGCUGCAGGCUUUGUGUGGAGUCCGUGAGGAUCUAAAACACAUGACCAGUGAGAAGAACUGCCUUCAGAGGGAACUUUCUGAUCUGGAGGCAAAAUACAAAGUCAUGGAGACUCUGAGGGACAGCCAGGAGGCCGAGCUGCAGACUCUGAAGAUGAAGCUGUCGGUUCAGGACUCGACCGUGACCCGGCUCCAGACCAGCCUCACAAACGCACAGGAGGAGGUUCGCACCCUGAAGGAAACCGUGGUGGAGCAGAAAGAUGAGCUUCAUGCUGGAGAGAUGGAACGCCGACGGCUCCAUAACAUGAUUCAGGAACUCAAGGGCAACAUCAGGGUCUUUUGUAGGGUGCGCCCUCUAGUGGAUGGAGGCCUGAGCAGUCACAUCCAGCUUGCCCCCAGUGACAACAAGUCCAUAACUCUGGCCAAAACGGAGGAGUCUCACACGGGGAAAAGUGCAGACACUCAUAAGAAUUACCAUUUUAGCUUUGACCAGGUGUUCGGUCCGCACGCUUCACAGCAGCAGAUCUUUGAAGAGAUCUCGCUGCUGGUGCAGUCGGCGCUGGACGGGUACAACGUCUGCUGCUUCGCGUACGGGCAAACGGGAAGUGGGAAGACUUACACCAUGGAGGGGGAGGAGUUUGACGACAGCAGAGGCGUCAUUCCCAGGGCUGUGCAGCAGAUCUUUAGAGCGGGCGAGAAGCUGGAGUCUCAGGGCUGGGAGUUCAACUUCACGGCCAGCUUUGUGGAGAUUUAUAAUGAGACUCUGAGGGACCUGCUGUACACGGGCAAGCCCAGCAAGAGACCAGAGCACGAGAUCAGGAAGAGCAACAACGAAGUGACGGUUACAAACCUGACCUACAAGCAGGUCUGCUCUGAGGGUCAGGUCCUCGACCUGAUUGCUCUGGCCAAGCAGAACCGCUCCACGGCCCAGACGGCUCAGAACGACCGCUCCUCUCGCUCCCACUCCGUGUUCCAGCUGCAGAUCGAGGGAGCAAACGCCGGCAGGGACGUCCGGUGCAAAUCCACGCUCUGCCUGGUGGAUCUGGCCGGUAGUGAGCGGAUGGUGAAGAGCCAGUCUCAGGGGGAGCGCUUUAAGGAGAUGACGUCCAUCAACAGUUCCCUGUCCAACCUGGGGAUCGUCAUCACCUCUCUGGCUAACAAGGAGAGCCACGUCCCCUACAGGAACUCCAAGCUGACCUACCUCCUGCAGGGAUGCCUGGGAGGAAACAGCAAAACAUUGAUGUUCGUCAACAUUUCCCCCGAGCCGGACAGCUUUGGGGAAACUCUGAACUCCCUGAGGUUUGCCAGUAAGGUGAACGACUGCGUCAUCGGGACGGCGAGCUCCAACAAAAAGUAGAAAUUAAGCCUCCAAUUUUGUUUUUUAACCUUAUUAUUUACACAAUCACAUAGUGACUCCAUGGUUCAGUUUGAAGCCUGGUCUACACGUGUCUCACUUGUAAAAACCAAAAAAAAAAUUGUUUUGUCUCAGGCACUCUUACAGGCUUUAGCCUCUUUUUGUAAAUAGAUUUUUGUUUAGCUUUUUUUAAACUUUAAUUAAAAUUGUAUGAAUUUUACUAAUGAAAACCAUCAUAUUCUGUUUUUUUCCAUCCUUUAUUGUUGUAAAUCCACUGCAGAAACAUCUAGUUUUAUUACCAAUGCUGACUUCUGAUCUCCUUUUCUUGUUGGGUCUUAAUAAAUAUUUUACCUGA